AUAGGUAGUCAUUGUAGCGUGAGUUAUUAUAGAACAUCAGGUGAUAUUAGUGCAGAACUGGUACAUAAAUAUAAAGGAUUACAGGGUCAUAACACGGGUGUGCUUACUGCUGUUAAACCUGGUUAUAAGCUUGGACCACUGUUAUUCUACCUUGAAUAUGCAGAUAUUUUCUGGCCACCACCAUCUUGGCUUAAUCAGAAAUCAUACAGGAAGGUUCUCAAAAAAAGAAAAAAAGGAAGUUGCUGAGUCAUGAUUAUUUUAUUUACAUACAAGGAAGAGGCAGAAGGAUCAAUUCAUGAAGAGACAUAUCGAUGCAGAUCAAAAGUUUGGCCGGAAGCGGAGAUAGUAGACAAAGAAGAAAAAGGACGUAUUUUCCAAAAUUACCAGCUGGAUAUAAAUUUAUUGCCAAAAUAAUAACGGAUGCGCAGAAUCCGCGCUCGGUUGACAACUGUUAUAGUGGAUCCCAAGCGGUUCACGUUUUCACUCCGCCUGCCCCAAAAUAUAUAGCAGCAAUACUAGGGCUUUAAUUUAUCAUCCAAGUUCUGAUGGAGCAGCAAACUGUGGGCAGUGGAAGGUACGUUCCCUGGUCUGAUAUUCCAAAAGAACUCGCCGAGAGGAUCGGUAGUUGCCUGGACACUCAAAUUGACGUUCUUCACUUCCGUUCAGUCUGCACAACAUGGCGUUCCUCACUUGCUCCUUUCAAAACCGUUCCUCAUUUUCCUGUUGAAAUCCCCUUCCCUCUCGAUGACCGUAACAUUUAUAAAGGGAGGCCUGGUUACUAUCUCAUCGAAAGCACUGUUUACAUUUUACAACCACUUGACGGAGAUUCAAUUGAUUCGCCUUGUAAAGGAUGGUUGAUCCAGGUUAUAAAAACAGCAGAUGGAAAAUUGAAGGUUUUGAAUCCACUGACAGGCAGGGAAAUACAGAAUCAUAUGCCUAAGGUAUUGAAUUUACUGGACUUUCGCGUUUCUCAAGUUUGCAAAUCUUAUCAUGUGCAGUACUACAUUCCCUCGAAACCUUUGUUCCGUGAUUAUGAUGUAGGUUAUGUUAGGAAAGUUUUGCUUCUUAUGAACCACAAUUCAGGGAGUGAGAAGGAUAGUUUUUCUUUAAUGGCGAUUGAUCGUGAUAAUCGGUUAUGUUAUUUGAAGUCUGGGGAUGACAAGUGGACUAAGUUAAAAAAUCCUAGUUCUUAUAUUGAUGAUAUCAUUGUGUAUAAGGGGAAUUUUUAUGUUGUUGAUCGUUAUGGUGAGACCAUGAAAUUUGAUUCCUCGUUUAAUGAGACGACGGUGGCAUCCAGAUUUUCCGGUGGUGGUAAGAGGAAGAAACGACUGGUGGAAUCAGGAGGGCAGUUGUUUUUGGUUGAUUAUAGUUCAGAUUUCGGUAAGGAUGCCAGCCGUGAAAUUAAAAUUUACCGAUUGGAUGAAAAACAAUAUGAGUGGAUCGAAGUGCAUACUUUGGGUGAUCGAAUUUUCUUUGCUGUUAAUGACUGUUGCUUCUCUGUUUCGUCGUGUGAUUUUGGUGAUAAGUACGGUAGAGGAAACUGCAUUUACUAUGUAAAGGGGUCGAUGUAUUUUGACGAUGAAGACAGUGACGAUGAUUUUGGUAUGUGUGGUUGUUGUUGCCCUCUUGAUGAUGAUGAUGUGAUUAGCUACCCUAUUAGCAAUUAUGAUGACAAGACUAAUGAAUCUGGUAGCAAAUCAGGUGGUGGUGGUGUGAUCAGCACCAGUAUUAGCAAUGGUGAUCACAGGAUUAAUGCUUCUACUAGCAAAUCAGGUGGUGUUAGAGAGGAACAAGCGGUAGAUAGAUACAAAGGAGUAUUUGAUGAUAACACCUGUGUGUUUACCAUAGAAGAUGGUAAACUUGGAUCGCUGUUAUCAUUCCUUGAUUAUGCAGAAAUUUUAUGGCCACCGCCAUCUUGGCUUAAAGGUGAGGAUCAGCCUCAUCCACAUGUUCAUGAAAUUGCAGAGUCGUUAUUAUCUAUAAAUAAACAAGGAUGAGACAGCAAGCGAGAUCAAGUUAUGAGGAAGAGAUGCAGGAAUCCAUUUGCUCUCUGCUCUUUCUAAUUUGUCGUUUCACCUCUAAUUUGCUUUUGCUUCUUUUGUCUUAGUUAAUGGUUAAUGAACAGAACAUUUUAGAAACUUUGUUUGGUAUUGCUUUUGCUUCUUUUGUGUUGGUUAACGGCUAGAGUUUGCAUAUUUACAUAGCUAUAGAUUUAAUGACUAAAUUGAUUUGCGUUUGUAUA
Solanum tuberosum (potato) is the source of this 2242-nucleotide messenger RNA. RefSeq names its product F-box protein At2g17036. The record is from RefSeq and is a predicted model, not a curated record. Bases 546 to 1997 code for a protein of 483 amino acids. The transcript is spliced from 3 exons. NCBI's taxonomy places the organism in Eukaryota, Viridiplantae, Streptophyta, Magnoliopsida, Solanales, Solanaceae.